ACGUGGCUUGGCCAACUGCCAGCGGCACAAUUACAUGAUCUGGGCGUUAUUGGACACCAUCCGACCAGUGUCAGCCUCUCCGUUCGCUUUCGUGUCGUAAGUAGCAAUCAACGCCGAGGAACCACAGAAUUAGCGUCCGACGUGAUCUGGCUGAAUUCACGAAACCAUCUUCUACAGGAAGUCGCUCGGACGCUGCGUAACGUCAAGUCGGUGAUUGCCUCGAAAAUUCCGUAA
This is a messenger RNA of Gongylonema pulchrum, 234 nucleotides long. Lineage: Eukaryota; Metazoa; Nematoda; Chromadorea; Rhabditida; Gongylonematidae. The record is from the annotation of a GenBank genome assembly.